AAGGGGUCCAGGUGAGUGGAAGUUAUGUGAGCAGAGUCCUCAAGAGGGGGUUCCAGGUGAGCGGAGUCCUCAAAAGGGGAUUCCAGGUGAGUGGAAGUUAUGUGAGCAGAGUCCUAAAGAGGGGGGUUCCAGGUGAGCGGAGUCCUCAAAGGGGAUUCCAGGUGAGUGGAAGUUAUGUGAGCGGAAUCCUCAAGAGGGGGGUUCCAGGUGAGCGGAGUCCUCAAAGGGGAUUCCAGGUGAGCGGAAGUCAUGUGAGCAGAGUCCUAAAGAGUGGGUUCCAGGUGAGUGGAGUCCUCAAAAAGGGAUUCCAGGUGAGCGGAGGUCAUGUGAGCAGUGUCCUCAGGAGGAGAGUGAGCAGAGUCUGCAAUUGAUCCAGAAUCGCAAGUAGUGCAUCACCUGAGGGUGGUAAAGCGUUGUAAGACGACACUGGAUCCCCAGGAGAGAACAGAGACUAGUGUACGUGUAAAUCAUUGUUGAAUACACGUCCUUGAUCUGAUAGAAUGACCUGAGGCAGACCCAUUCUCAUAAAGGAAAAACUGUGUAACUGCAUGCUGUGAGUGACUUGGCUAAAAUGAAUCCCAGGUACCUUCUAAUCUGUUUGAUUGGGACAUGGUUGAUGCUACCUCGUACUGCAGCUCAAAGAGGUGUUUGCUAUGAGCAAACGUCCGCUGUGAGGUACUAUACGAUCUACCACAGUAGAACUCACAAGGAGACCUAUGACUGUAGCUGGUGGGGGUGGGGUUGGCACUCCUGCAACAGGUAUAGAAAUGAAGUUUACAGUUCCCAAGCAUUCUACACUGUGUACAUGAGGAGGCAAUUUUGCUGCCCUGGUUACACUGAAGUUCGAGGAAGGUGUACACUUCCGCUGGCCAUCAGGCCAAGUUACGGUCACCUUUUUGGAGGGACUCCUGUUCUUGUAUCAGGUCCGUACUUCUCUCCUACUGAUACCGUCACCUGCCAGUUUGGAGAUGUUACCUUGACAGCCAUGUAUAUCAACGAAGGCAGUAUUUUGUGUGUAUCCCCAAUGCUUGAGAAAAUCGGAGAGACACCGUUAAUUGUGUAUGUGGUUGCCACUGAUGGAGUAACCCGAUAUGAUUCCACCUUUAACACAAUCUCUCCCGAUCGUGCUCAUGUGGUGGACAUUAACUCAGAGUCUCCAACUCUUAUGCUCGAGCCCGUCAAGUCUGCCACCAUAACAUGGACUCCCGAGGACGUCACCCCCAGCUACCUACCAGCAACCACAAAUGUGAAUAUCGAUAUUACAUCAUACAAACAGGAGUACACACAAAAUGAAGGAGAGUGGAAAGUUAACUGGGAAAGUGCUACUGUUUUGGCUUUGAGUGUACCAGUUGAAGAUCGUGAAGUUCAAGUAUUCAUUCCACCGCUGGCUCUGAACUGCAGACUGCCAUUACAUGAUAACACACGAUCUGUAGACGUUGGAUUAUGCCCUGUGAUAAUAAAGGUAUCAGUUAGCGAUAAUGAAGGAGAACUUUCUUUGCCAAAUUCUGUUGGUUUGUGGUCUGGGGUAAUGUUUAUGAAAUCGAGUUUUUCAUUCGAUAAUUUUCGUGAUGUGUGCACAAGAUGGAGUGGUUACGAAAUGGAUUCUGGUGUGACUGGUCAAAGCUUGCUUCAAAGAGUUAUUCCCUGUCCACCAACUCAAGCAUUAGCUAGAAAUGAUAGAUCGUUUGAGGAGGAGAGAAUGACAUCAUUAUUCAGAGCAACUAGCUACUCUCAAAAAGCAAUGGUUUUUUUCCAUUCUGGUGUAACGUCUUGCUAUCGACAAUUUACGCCUAAUUUUGAUGGUGUUGGACAGCAAUGCUGUUAUGGACCUAUUGGUAACCUCAUGAAAGGAGAGACAUCAGGAGGAAGUGUCGACACCAUGUCCCCGAAGUUUAAUUACAACAGACAUUUAUCCGAUGACGUUCUACCGUACAUUUAUUGCUGCAAAGGCGAGACUGGUUCGACUAAAUGUAAUGAGUACUACAAAUGGAGGCCUUCAGGCCAAGAGAUUCAAUAUCGUUUACCCCUACCAGCUUGCAUCUUCGGGGAUCCACACAUCAUCACCCUUGAUGGCCUCAAGUACACAUUUAAUGGCAAGGGAGAGUUCACGAUGAUUGAGACAAGUGACAACUCCUUCACACUUCAAGGAAGAAUGGAGACUAUUCUUAACUCUGACGGCACUCCCACUUUAGGAACUGUGUUCACUGCUCUUGUGGCAAGAGAAGAAAGCACUAACACAACUGUGCAAUUUAAUCUCCAGGGUAAUGGUGCUCAAGUUCAUGUCAAUCAUAGAAUCAUCAAUUUUGAUGAUGUUAAUUCUGAGAUCAUUAAGGAAAAUGUGACUGUUGCCAGCAAUGCAGCUAAAUCAUUUAGUGCUGUUUUUAAGCUGGGAGCCAAGAUGGAGAUUAAGGUUGAGAAUGGAAUCAUCUCAGUCAUGUUGAUCACUCUGCCAAACUCUCUGAAAGGGAAGACCCGAGGACUGAUGGGCACUUUCAAUGAAGAUACGAGUGAUGACUUGGUUCCAAAAUCUGAAGAAAAAGCAAUUCCAUCGAACUCUUCACUAGAAGACAUUCAUUACAUGUUUGGAAUGACAUGGAUACUGAAGUCAGCAAGUGAGAGCCUCUUCACUUAUAAUGCAGGAGAGAGCUUCAUACUUUCCUAUGAUCCAAAUUUCAACCCUGUUUUUGAAACCACCUUCAAGAAUGCGGAUCUUGAAGACAAGGCGAGAGAAGUUUGUGGAAAUGAUGAGUACUGUCUCUUUGACAUAGCCACUACUAACAAUGUGAAGAUAGGAAUGGCCACAAUGCGUGGAGUGGAGAGCUUUGAUGAGAUGGUUGAGAUGGCUGUUCCUAUUGUGUGUGACCCUCCCUGUGUGAACGGAGCUUGUGUUCAGAACAACAAUUGCAGCUGCAAUGAAGGAUAUGAGGGAGACACUUGUGAUGUUUCUGUUGUCUCAGCUUGUGACACCAACAUCUGUGAAAACAAUGGAGUGUGUGUAAAGCAUGUCCUCACAUAUACUUGCAAUUGUCCCAACGGAUAUAUUGGAGAUUACUGUGAAGAGAAAGAACCUCCAUUCCAAAUUCGUCUAAUAAAUAGCAGUCCAAGGGUGAGUGAAGGGAGGGUAAUCGUUGAUUUCGAGCCUACCAUGCCACUUUUAUCUGCUGAGUGCUUUUUGAUAGGAGGAAGAGGAACUGAUUGUACCGAGGGGCAUGUGCAAUAUGAUAACAUUCCAGCUGGAUCUCACAUAUUUCUCAUUCACGCUACAUCAGAAUUAGGAGAAAAAUUUACUGUUAGAAGAACUAUUCACAUUGGAGAGAGUGGUGAUGAACAGUUUUGUGCUGUCCACCUGAUAAAUGAGGGGGUAAUCGUUGAUGGAAGGACUGCGUCUAUCUUCUUUAAAGGAACCGAAGCUGUAGACUCUUACCUCUGCAAACUGAGUAGUCUGGAUAGCUCUGAUAAUGCUAAUCCCAGUUCAUGUCGCAGUCCUGUGCGUUAUCAGGAUUUGGAGAUUGGUGAAUAUCGUGUCCAAGUUCUCCCUGUUGGGUGUGAUUCGCAAGGGAAGAAGUUGUCCACUAAGUUCAACAUUUACUGACAGUAUACUAGUUUUGCAUAAUUAUGCAUGUAUCUAUAUAUAAGUUGAACUAAACUGAACUAUUAAACUUAUAGAAGGUGA
Messenger RNA from Halichondria panicea, 3673 nucleotides. Its product is annotated as sushi domain-containing protein 2-like. The coding region runs from base 572 to 3592 and encodes 1006 amino acids. The transcript is spliced from 16 exons. The record is from RefSeq and is a predicted model, not a curated record. NCBI's taxonomy places the organism in Eukaryota, Metazoa, Porifera, Demospongiae, Suberitida, Halichondriidae.